Molecule: messenger RNA, 6224 nt
Organism: Oncorhynchus gorbuscha (pink salmon)
Lineage: Eukaryota; Metazoa; Chordata; Actinopteri; Salmoniformes; Salmonidae
Product: calcium/calmodulin-dependent protein kinase type II subunit beta
Exons: 23
Coding region: 289-2010 (573 amino acids)
Biological process (GO): protein phosphorylation
Cellular component (GO): neuron projection; cytoplasm
Molecular function (GO): ATP binding; calcium/calmodulin-dependent protein kinase activity; calmodulin binding
Source: RefSeq, a predicted model, not a curated record
AGCAGAUCAAGCUAUAGGGCUUUGGAGCGCUUCGCUUUGCACAGUCGAUUGAACUGGUGAGGAACGAUACAGUACACUAACAGUAGAAAAAUAGUGGGGGAGACGAGAGUAAACAACCACCUUAGACGCACACAACCAUACCCUUAUACGGCAGCCGAUAGGUUAUCUUUGAGUCGCCUGCAGCGCAGAAAGAGCACUCGUAUUUUGAGAAGAAUUUGGCUACAUACCGCGCAGGAGGAUCAUAUCAAGCAAAGGAGCAGCCGUGAGAGAAGCACGAGAUACGUAGACAUGGCUGUGACAACCUGUACACGAUUCACGGACGAAUUUCAGCUAUAUGAAGAGCUGGGAAAGGGAGCCUUUUCAGUGGUGCGCAGAUGUGUCAAGCUGUGUACUGGACAGGAAUAUGCCGCCAAAAUAAUCAACACCAAAAAGCUAUCUGCAAGAGAUCACCAGAAGCUAGAGAGAGAGGCCCGCAUUUGUCGCCUGCUCAAGCACUCCAACAUCGUACCAUGGCGACGGAAGGCUCAGGUUCCUGGGUCUGGCCUCGUUCGUCUUCAUGACAGUAUAUCAGAGGAAGGCUUCCACUAUCUCCUAUUUGACUUGGUGACUGGAGGGGAGCUGUUCGAGGACAUCGUAGCCAGAGAGUACUACAGUGAGGCUGAUGCCAGUCACUGUAUCACUCAGAUUCUAGACAGUGUUCAUCACAUUCACCAACAUGACAUAGUGCACAGGGACCUGAAGCCAGAGAACCUGCUCCUGGCCAGCAAAUGCAAGAAUGCUGCCGUCAAGCUGGCUGACUUUGGCCUGGCCAUCGAGGUACAGGGGGAUCAGCAAGCCUGGUUUGGAUUUGCUGGCACACCGGGAUACCUGUCCCCUGAGGUUCUGAGAAAGGAGGCAUAUGGCAAACCUGUGGACAUCUGGGCCUGCGGGGUGAUUCUGUAUAUCCUGCUGGUGGGCUACCCUCCCUUCUGGGACGAGGACCAGCACAAACUGUACCAACAAAUAAAAGCAGGGGCAUACGAUUUUCCCUCCCCAGAGUGGGACACAGUCACUCCAGAGGCUAAGAACCUGAUUAACCAGAUGUUGACCAUCAACCCUGCCAAGAGGAUCACCGCCCAGGAGGCCCUCAAACACCCAUGGGUCUGCCAACGUUCUACAGUGGCAUCCAUGAUGCACAGGCAGGAGACCGUGGAGUGCCUGAAGAAAUUCAACGCCAGGAGGAAACUCAAGGGGGCCGUGCUCACGGCUAUGCUGGUUUCACGGAACUUCUCUGUCGGCUGUCGUUCCACCGCUCCAAUCAGUAUCACUGCCGCUGCGGCAGCUGCAUCCACGGCAGCGGGCUCCACCACUGGGCUGGUGGAACAAGCAGCCAAAAGUUUGCUCAACAAGAAGGCAGAUGUCAAGGAACGUAGGUCCAGCUCCGCUGCGCGGCACAUGCCCCAGACACCACAGACAAACAGCACCAAAAACAGCAUAGUCACCAGCCCUAAAGGAAACGUCCCUACUCCUGUUCUGGAGCCUCAGACCACUGUUAUCCAUAAUCCAGUGGAUGGGACUAAGGAGUCAUCUGACAGCAGCAACACGGUGGAGGACGAAGAUGUCAAAGCACGCAAACAAGAGAUCAUCAAGAUCACUGAACAGCUGAUCGAGGCUGUCAACAAUGGAGACUUCGAGGCAUACGCUAAGAUCUGUGAUCCUGGCCUGACCUCCUUUGAACCUGAGGCCCUGGGCAACCUGGUGGAAGGAAUGGACUUCCACAGAUUCUACUUUGAGAACCUCCUGUCUAAGAACAGUAAGCCUAUCCACACCACAAUCCUGAAUCCCCACGUCCACCUGAUUGGAGAGGACGCUGCCUGCAUCGCCUACAUCCGCCUCACCCAAUUCGUUGAUGGCCAGGGCCAUCCGCGCUCCAGCCAAUCAGAGGAGACUAGGGUAUGGCACCGCCGGGAGUCCAAGUGGCAGAACGUUCACUUCCACUGCUCGGGUGCGCCUGCCGCGCCACUCCAGUGAGGAGUAGAAUGCCAUAGCCACAUCUAACAAGAGUGCUCUGCUGGAGAGAGAUAGAGGGAGAGCAAGUCCAGUGUCGGGUGGCUCUGAGUCCGCAGCGCCAGACGCCUCCCACACUAGAUACCUAGCAUGCAUCUCUUCUUUACGACUACCUAUCGCCACCCGCCACUGUAUCCACUGACAACCAUCUCAACAACCAACCAACCAUCCGACAACAAUCUAUUGUUUUUUCCAACAACAACCCCCUUCUCCCCCUCAAGCCCAAACUUUGGACAAUUCACAUUUUGCCCCUUUUCUCCACCCCAACCCCUCCAACCCAACCACUGCCACACCUAUGGCCAAUAUUGGGCUGUGGGUAGGGAGUGUUUCGAGGGGUAUGAUGGCGGGUGUUGGGGUGUUUUCUUGGCCUCAUUGUGCAUUUUGAUUCUUCGUCUUAUGUCACAUGAUGUUCCCUCUUCUUCGUCUUGUGAAUCUUCACUUGUGUUGCGUAACACUACACAGGAAAUACAGUAUGUAAAGUUUUAAGUAAAAUCUAUUAUUAUUAUGAUUAUUACUAUUACACAAUUGAAAUUGUAUAUGUAAUUUGUAUAAUUCAAAUGAUUGAUGCCAGUGGUUUCUAGAGUUGAAGGAAAUCUUUUGUUUUCUCUAUCUUUUUAAGGAAGCAUGUUGUUUUUCAGUAUUCACAGUGGCUGUUUUCUAUUGUGGCUUUUAAGUGACAAAAUGGUAUUGGUAGUUUUUGUAUAUGCUUCUUGUAUUUAAUCUAUUCUAUUAUACUAGACCAAAGCUCAUGUUUAAGAAAAAUCACUUUUGGGAGAAGGGGGGUGUUAGACGUGGUGUGGAGGAAGCGAGUGUGUGAAUGUUAGAAAUGUGUGUGUGUUUCGGUGUGUGCGUGUGUGUAUGUGUAUGUGUGUGUGGAACCAAGUACAUGGGAGUAUUAGUCCAUAGGUGGCCGGUUUUAUCAACUGGUUUGAAUUUUCAGCUUUGUAAUGUGAAUAGCUGGAAUGAGGUUGGCUUGGUUUGGUGUCUUCCGUCGUCCGGUCACAAUCAACUGUACGAAACGAGAUUCAACAGUAACAGAGGCUUUUAUUGUAUUUCACACUAAUCAUGUUUUUGCCUUUUUUGUGUUUAUUAUUAUUAACAUAUCUCAGAGGAUAGACCUACCGGUUCUCUCUUACUCUCUGGUGUUGGCCGUUGGUGUGUGGGAAGGCUCUGUGAUCCCCAGUGCUCCCGGUGGUUCGAUUAGACAUUGCAGUACACUGAACUGCACCUCCUGCACUGCACUGCACAAACUGCAAAUGAGGCCUCUAUAGAAUUUUACAGCCGCUAUAGAAAAAGUGAAUAAACAAUACCACAGCAGUAUUAUGCUAUAGUGUCCAUACAUAUCAGCUUCACUACUUAUUAUUCAACAUCUUAAAACAGUUUUGCAGUCUCUUUAAAACAGUACAGUACCUAUAACACCUCUGACAUCAUCUUUCUGUACAGGGAUGCUUUUUGAACAUUUGGUGAGCAGAGAUGAAGCCUUACACACUUAAAUCCUUACUGCGUCCCAAGGUGCAACCGUCCUUUCUCUCACACGUCAACCAAGCCAGUUGCACUCUGAACCUAUAUAAAAUCUGGAAACUACUGGGGUCCUGCGUUGCAUAGAGCCGUGCCUAGGGCUCCAUGCCUGUUUAAUAUGUUUAGUGGGGUUUAAUGGAGAGCUAACAGGGCAGGCUGUUGGAUUGGAGAGAUGUGGGCCUGUGCAGUCUGCGGGUAGCAGGUGUUUUAGUGGUGAGGUCAAGAAAAUGUGUGGGUGUUUACUUUGCGUACACCUUGUCCCUCUGUCCUGUGGUCUCUAGUUGUUGCUGCUCAUUUCAGAGUGGAAGAAUGUGACUGAGGUCUCAGGGUAUCCAGAAGACUGUGUGUAUAAGGGAAUAGCUCCUGUGUUGGUUUUCCACAUGAUGGAGAUUUUAGAGGAGAGGAGAGGAGAGGAGAGGAGAGGAGAGGAGAGGAGAGGAGAGGAGAGGAGAGGAGAGGAGAGGAGAGGAGAGGAGAGGAGAGGAGAGGAGAGGAGAGGAGAGGAGAGGAGAGGAGAGGAGAGGAGAGGAGAGGAGAGAGGCUUUAUUUCAGCAGUCCUAUCAGUCCUCUACCUUCAGUCCACAACUUACUUUUGUUAUGAUUUUUAUGUAUAUUACAUUUACACAUUUGUAAUAUCAUCUUUCAUCGUCAUUCAUUGACUUGUGUUACUAUUGCAUGUUAUUGACUAGUGUUACUACUCAUUGUGUUUUUUUGCCAGUGUGAGAUGGAUAGAUGGAUUUACAUGUUUUAGGAAGAGAUGCCUUCACACACCCAUGUAUAAUGAAGAAAAAUCAGCUCUGGAGUGUUAGGUAAUGUUGCAGGCCGACUAUAUCACAGUCGUUGCAUUUCAUCAACAAAUGGUUUGCAUGUCACAUCGUGGACUGUGCAGUCAGGUAUCCGGUUACUAUAAUAUAUUAUAGGAUGGGGUUAUCUGAUAUGUUAAAUACCUAUCCAGACGUUGUGAGAUCUGUCAGGUGUCUGCAACAUAUAGUCAGCCAGGAAGUUGAUCGAAGUUUCACAUUUUGGAUCUAAGUGAGUGUUGUUGUUUUUUUGCCAUUCUACCACCAUAGUUGUUAUGCCUGCCUGUGAUUGGCUGCCUUUGGAAGUGUCUCAUUAUUAUUGGCCUGACAAUUUUGACCAUCUCAAUGAAUAGUGAGGUGGUCAGCCGGUUGGUUAGUCCUCAGGUUUAUAUUUAUUUUAUUAUUUAUUUAUUUAUUUUAUUGGUCAGUUAUGUGCUUUUUCUUCAAUGUUUUAUUUCGUUUUUCCCUCGAUAUACAGAUCACGUAAAUGUUAAAUUACUCUCUUGUGGCAUUGUGAUUUGGGGCGGCAGGUAGCCUAGUGGUUAGAGGUGGGUUGAAUCCCCGAGCUGACAAGUCAUUCUGCCCCUGAACAAGGCAGUUAACCCACUGUUCCCCGGUUGGCCGUCAUUGCACAUAAGAAUUUGUUCUUAAUUAACCGACUUGCCUAAAUAAAGGUUGAAUUUUAAAAAAUUUAGAGGUCCUCUUCUAAUGUCCCUAGAAGUGUUCCUGAGUGAUUGAGCCAACCAAACAUGUGAACCGACCUCUUCCCCCUCUCCAAACAAAUAAGAAAUAGCAGCAUGUACAAAGCAGCAUGUGUAUUAGCUAUUAACUAGCAUCUUAGCUGGCAUUUCUUUGCAUGAUAGUCAACAGGACACUAGUUUUGGUGUUAACCCUGAUUUGUCUUCUAAUUUUUCAUUUUCUACUGAACGCUGGUGUACUAAACCUUUCUCAAUCUAUUUUCUGAGCUUUUUAAGUGCAUAAAACUAUUUUUGUCUCGAGACGACAUAACGAAGAUAGACGAGAGGCUGACUUUGAUAUUGAUGAUUAUGACAAGGAGGAGGAUGAUGAUGAUGAACAUGUAAUGAUGAUUCUCUAGCAUGCUUUUAUAUGGAGCUCAGUGUUGUCAAUCCAGUGUGGCUUACUUCUAUACAUACAGCAGAGAGAGGAUCACCUCAAACCAUAAGCAUUUCCAGUGACUCCUGCUCAACUGAACUUGCAUGUGGGACUUGGGGGGAAAUCCUAACUUCCACUUAAGUACAUUUUUAACAUAUUAUUGCAUUUGAUGUCACUGGUACUGUAGACUAAGUGGACAUUUUACUUACAGGGAAUGCAUAAUCUCAAACAGCAACAAUCAAAUAUAGUAGAACAUGGAGUAGGCCUAGAUAGGCUCAAAGAUGCCCUCUGGUGGUUAAAAUGAGCAUUAAAGGCAUGCACUGCGACGUACUGAAUCCUAGCCACAGCAUACUGCACAAUAUACACACUGGACUAUGUUUCGUUGAGGUAAUUUUGGAAACGUUUUAAACAAUAGGAAUACAAAGUGCAUCCAUCCAGUGACUAGACCACCUGUACUGAAAACACUGAGCUAGUAUCUCUGUAGUAUUUAUUUAACUCUUCCUAGUCCUUCUGUUUAAAAACUUUAUUCAAUCAUUUCUCUGCAGUUGGGUCUUAGUUUUGUUUUUGUCAGUUUGGGUUUCUUCUGUAGAAUACAUUUAUCCUAUAUUUCUCUGAUUCUUCUGAUUAUUGUGCUACCCAAUGUGCUACAUGUGUUUCUCAAACUUAAGGAAAUGUGUUAAGGUGUUAUCAAUAAAAUGACAAUUUAAAUAAAAAUAAGUUAAUGAUCAUCUUAAUGAUCAGACAUCC